AUGGCAUCUCAUAAUACAUCCUUUGUAGAUAAUAAAAUCAAGUGGAACACCAACACCGAAUAUGCAUUGGGAAAUCAUAAAAAAGUUAUUCGUUUUUUAGGAUACUGGGCUAAAGAUAAAUUUGAUAAUUCAUUGAAAACAAGAGUUGCCAUAAUGAAUAUUGUUCACAUCAGUUGUGCUAUUGUUUUCAUAAAAAAUUUCAUUGUAUAUGGUAAUUGUGGAUCUAGUGAAGAACUAGUUGACGCGUUGACUUUAAUGUCAGGCAGUUUUUUGGCAAUUUUAAAAAAUACACUACCAUGGUUUCAAAAAAAUCUUUACAAUGACAUUUUAGAUUUCUUAAUUGAUGAUUGGUCUGACAUUAAUAAUAAUAAUAAUAAAUCACGUAAAAUCAUGUUUAAAUAUGCAAAAAUAAGUAGAAUUGUAUUGUUUAUUCAACUCUUGGGAGCAUAUGGAUCAUUGAUUUCAUUGAUUGCACAUUAUCCAUCGACAAAUCAAAUAAUGAAUGAAUAUAAUAAUGAUUCAAUAUUUGUGAGAAAUAUUCCAUAUGGACCACGUUGUUGGAUAUCGUUGACAAUGCCAUGGAAUCUCUAUGUUGGAUUUUAUAUUAUACUUUGUGUGGAUCUAUUUUUUUUAACCACUUCAUUUAUUGGUAGUGAUGUUUUUUUAUUUACAAUAGCCAUACAUGUUUGUGGACAAUUUGAAAUUUUAUAUAAUUCUAUGGAAGCAGUAAUUUAUAAUAGCAACUGGGAUGAUUUAUCACCGAAAAUUAUUAAAGAUAUGACAUUUAUUAUCGCACGUUCACAAUAUGAAUUCAAUUUAACAGCUGGUAAAAUGCAAAAUAUGAAUUUGUCUAAUUUCAAAGAUAUUGUUAAAUCUAUAUUUUCAUAUUUAUCAAUUCUUCGAUUGAUGUUUGAAAAAUAA
This is a messenger RNA of Aphidius gifuensis, 921 nucleotides long. RefSeq lists its product as uncharacterized. The record is from RefSeq and is a predicted model, not a curated record. Gene Ontology annotation, molecular function: odorant binding; olfactory receptor activity. Gene Ontology annotation, biological process: sensory perception of smell; detection of chemical stimulus involved in sensory perception of smell. Lineage: Eukaryota; Metazoa; Arthropoda; Insecta; Hymenoptera; Braconidae. The transcript has 3 exons. Bases 1 to 921 code for a protein of 306 amino acids. Gene Ontology annotation, cellular component: plasma membrane.